CCGUAGAAGAAGAGCUGCAGCCUCUCAGCAUCAGCACCAGCAUCCUCCUCUCCAUCCUCCUCUUCUCUCUCUCUGCUCCUCCUCUCCUCUCCGUCCACUGCGGAACAUCGGCCCGUUCUCCUCCUCCUCAUCCUCCGGCUCAACAUGGACAACACCGGCAAAGAGAAGGAGGCCAUGCAGCUGAUGGCUGAGGCCGACAAGAAGGUCAAGGCGUCCGGAUCCUUCCUCGGAGGGAUGUUCGGGGGAAACCAUAAGGUGGAGGACGCCUGUGAAAUGUACGCCAGAGCAGCCAACAUGUUCAAGAUGGCAAAGAACUGGAGUGCUGCGGGGAAUGCAUUCUGUCAGGCCGCUCGGCUCCACAUGCAGCUGCAGAACAAACUGGACUCCGCCACCAGCUUCGUCGACGCCGGCAACGCCUACAAGAAGGCCGACCCACAAGAGGCCAUAAACUGUCUAAAUCAGGCCAUUGACAUCUACACUGACAUGGGUCGGUUUACCAUCGCAGCCAAACAUCACAUCACUAUAGCAGAGAUUUAUGAGGCUGAGCUGGUCGAUAUUGAGAAGGCCAUCGCCCACUAUGAGCAGGCAGCAGACUACUACAAGGGAGAAGAAUCUAACAGCUCCGCCAACAAAUGUCUCCUGAAGGUCGGACACUACAGCGCUCAGCUGGAGCAGUACCAGAAAGCUAUUGAAAUCUAUGAACAGGUUGCUAUGAGCACCAUGGACAACCCUCUGCUGAAGUACAACGCUAAAGAGUAUUUCUUCAAGGCUUCGCUGUGUCAUUUCAUAGUGGACGAGCUGAACGCCAAGCUCGCCAUAGAAAAGUACGAGGAGAUGUUUCCAGCCUUCUCAGACUCCAGAGAGCUCAAACUCUUAAAGAAACUCCUUGAUUCCCACGAGGAGCAGAACAGCGAGGCGUUCACGGAGGCCGUUAAGGAGUACGACUCGGUGUCUCGUCUGGACCAGUGGUUGACCACGAUGCUGCUCCGCAUCAAAAAGACCAUCGCGGGAGACGCUGGGGACCUGAAAUAGACCAGUUUAGAGAUGGGGGAGACAAGGGGGGAGGGGGUGGGAAAGAGAGAAGAAAGAUAUAGCGUACAAAAAUGAAAGGAAGAGAGUGUAAAGGUGUGUUUUGGUGGAAGAAAGGUUAAAAAGAAGGAUAGUCAGAGAGAUGAAAGGGGGAGGGAGGGACUGAGGGAGUUUACAGUUGUACAUAUCAGUCUGCAUGUGACCCCCAACUAGCUAAGCUUCACCUUUAAUCCACCUUUAGACGACCCCGUGUCCCCGGUCCUACAGUAUUUUUCCCGUAACAUUGAACAGAAUUGUACUUAAAAGAGAAAUAUAUAAAAGGUGAGUGUGUGUGAGAGAAAGAGAGAGUGUGUGUGUGUGUGUGUGAGUGUGUGUGUGAGUGUGUGUUCGCUGCAGUAAGGUCAAUUAUACACUAAUUGAUGGGAAAGUGUGAAGCUCAUACCAGAUUUAAGGAUUAUAUGUUAUUAAAAAGGGAAAAUGUUAUUUAUGAGAUAUUUACUGUCAAUACUGAAAAUAUUAUUUAUGUUUAUUAUGGUACUCAGUGUUACGAUUUGUCUUAAUAUUUUAGGUAUUAGCCCCUCUCCUCCUCCUCAUCUGUUCUUCCUCCUCCGUCUCCCCUCGUCCUCUCCUCAGCCCUGAUAUCACCCGUUGUGAUUGGUUGGUUCUUUGUGUUCUGGCCAGCGAUUGGUCGGUGCAGUUAGCCACCCGUGCUUACCCCGCCCCCUGUCACUGCCUCGUUUGUGCAUGUCUGUUGUCAUGUUGAUGUAAGUGUUCUCCGUGUCGUGCUAACGUGUGAACAACAUACAUGUAGCCUGGUAUCAUUUGUGUGAAAAUCAGUAAAUAUGUACCUCAGAUACCGAGUUUAAAUAAAAACAUCAUCGCUCCAGAUA
Messenger RNA from Sebastes umbrosus (honeycomb rockfish), 1919 nucleotides. It is a transcript of the gene napba, whose product is annotated as N-ethylmaleimide-sensitive factor attachment protein, beta a. Lineage: Eukaryota; Metazoa; Chordata; Actinopteri; Perciformes; Sebastidae. The transcript is spliced from 10 exons. Gene Ontology annotation, cellular component: vacuolar membrane; terminal bouton; synaptobrevin 2-SNAP-25-syntaxin-1a complex. Gene Ontology annotation, molecular function: soluble NSF attachment protein activity; syntaxin binding. The record is from RefSeq and is a predicted model, not a curated record. The coding region runs from base 145 to 1032 and encodes 295 amino acids. Gene Ontology annotation, biological process: synaptic transmission, glutamatergic; intracellular protein transport; SNARE complex disassembly.